Messenger RNA from Pogonomyrmex barbatus (red harvester ant), 1620 nucleotides. It is a transcript of the gene Ctu2, whose product is annotated as Cytosolic thiouridylase subunit 2. Lineage: Eukaryota; Metazoa; Arthropoda; Insecta; Hymenoptera; Formicidae. Gene Ontology annotation, cellular component: cytosol. Gene Ontology annotation, biological process: tRNA wobble position uridine thiolation. Gene Ontology annotation, molecular function: tRNA binding; sulfurtransferase activity. The record is from RefSeq and is a predicted model, not a curated record.
UCAGACUUACCAUGUGAUUUCACAUGUUGAUUCUAACCUAGCAUUAGUUACACGAAAAUCAUCAGAUUCACAGUAUCUAGUUUUAUACAGUAUCUAGUAAUUAUACAUUUUUUUAAUGAAUGAUUAAAAAUGUAUAUUCGUAAGCUGUGAUACAUUUUGUUUGACAAUUAUAAAAGAAAGAUGUGUUCGAUAAACGAUUGCAAUUUUGACGGCAACGAUGAUAAAGUACUUAAAAACACGAAAGAUUUAUCAACAGAUGCAAUAAUAUGCAGAAAAUGCAAGUGUAAAAACGUUGAUGUUUUAUUAGUCGGUCAAAGUGGUUAUUGCAAUGUCUGUUUCUUGAAUGUUAUAAAUCACAAGUUUCGAGCCGCGCUUGGCAAAUCUAAGAUUAUCCGUCAUGGUGAUUCAAUAUUGGUCGAUCACUCAGGGGAAUUAAAUUCUACAGUGCUUUUACAUCUCAUUAAAGCUGGCAUGAGUGAAUCUACUCACAAGAAACUCAUCUUUAAAACAACAGUUCUAUAUAUACAUGAUGAUAUUAUGACGAAGAAAACGCAUGAAGAAAGAGUUUUACUUGAAUGUAAAAUUGCUAAGGAAGUAAAAGAUCUUGGAUUUAAUGGUUAUGCUGUCUCAAUCAGUCAAGUUUUAAAUAAGGAAGAUGCUUUGGAUGUAAGACCAAUAGAUCAAGAAAUAAACAAUGAGAAUGAUAGUCAGUUACAAUUGAUAUUGACCAAUUUAUUGGAUGAUACAUCAAGAAUGGAUUUAGUCGAUCAAUUGCGUCGAAAAUUACUUCUGUCAGCAGCUCGAAUACUUAAUUGUAACAAGAUAUUUGUAGCUGAUUCCGCUAUAGAUAUUGCUACAAAGGUACUUGGAGAUAUUUGUUUGGGACGUGGUGCACAGCUUUCUACUCAAGCAAACUUCUGUGACGCUAGAUGUGAAGAUAUUAAGAUACUCAAGCCAAUGAGAGACUUCACACAACAGGAAUUGAUAUAUUAUUCGGAGUAUCAUAAGAUAAAUUUUGUUAAGUUAAAGGAACCUAAUAUGAGUACGGUAACUUCUAUACAGGCAUUAGCACACAAUUUCACGAUGGGAUUGGAAUCUCAAUUUUCUGGUACAGUAUCUACUGUGUUUCGUACAGCUGAUAAAAUAAGCUCAAAAGGUGACAUGCAGCAAAAUAUAGAAGAUAAUUGUGUUCUGUGCGACACAAGAUUGGAUUUUACAUCCUCUGAUGAUAAAGUGACUGCCAUAAGGGCAAUUGAAGUUUCUAGGCUAGUAUCCUCCAAACAUAUUGAUGCAAAGGCUCCUCUUGGUAAUGAAGAAAACGGAAAAUCAAAUUGCUUCGAUUCGCGACCAAACAAUGAAUGCUGCAAUGGCAAUACCAAGUGUGAAUGUAGGGAUAGCAAAAAGAAACAAGUGACCAUGAAAGAUGUUUGGAGAUAUCUUUGUUAUAGCUGCAGAUUAAUAUUUCGAAACUCGGAGCUUUCAAGUACCUUGCCAUCAUCGUUAUUGUUUGCCGUCCAACAAAGAGUAGCUUUAAAAAAUAUGAGAGAGGAAAUAAAUGACUUUCUAUUAUAAAUAAGUAGAAAAUGUUUUUACUUCCUGGUGCAUAAAGUGAUGAAAUGA